UUUGCAACCUGACAAAGUGAGCCUGAGGCUGUUUUUUGCAGCAAAGUCCUGGUUAAAAAUAAAAAAAACAGUUUGAAAGGUCACAAUUGAAAAAAAAUGGAAAAUUACCUUCGCAAUGGUGUAGCGAUGAAGUGUGUAGGCGGUGUAGUGGGCACCGGGGGGAUCAUGGGCGCAGAUGGCAGGCUAAGAAGGAGGGAAAUUGGACAGGGAACCCCUAUUUCACUCCUUUCACCAGGGCCCAUGCCUACCACGCAAUGCCACUGAACGUUCAAAUAUUGUAUCUAAUAUUUGGUGAAGCUGUCAUUCCCAUUUAAAUAUAAGCUUAACAUGUCCCACAUUCACAACAGAACAAAAAAACUGGUUAUGGUGAUAUUUCUAGUAAAAAAAAGUUAUCUUGCCAACGUAAUUGUGCAUUUUAUUUUAUAAAUGUAUUUUCCCGUUGUGCUUUCAUGCACUUUAUUCAAACGAUCCCUACAGUUUUUAGAAAGAUUAAUGGGGUGUUGGCAAUAAAAUUACACUUUUUACAUAUAAAUAUCUCGUUCGACAGGCCGAUAGGUCUGUUAAUGCGGUUGUGUGCUUUGUGAUUGAUGCAUGAAUAUUGAGGUGUGGUGGCUGUUUGGAGCUCGCACAGGGGAUCAGAACCAAUUCGUGACUACCUCUGGUCAGAGGGUUUGUAUUAAGACCGUACAACAUGGGUUGCUUGGCUAUACGAAAUGUAUUCAACUCCACACAAUGGAAAACCUGUUUCGGACAAUGCCACAUCUUCAGAGGCAAUCUCGACAAUGGUCCUUCAUGACAGGGACGUUUUCUGUCAAGAAAGGCCGCUGCCUAAAACGUUGCCCAUAAAAAAAAGUUUAGGGCAGUGUUAUUAACGAAAGCUUUUGUUGCUUGUGCACCAUUGCCAAUGCAGUAUCACGAAAAACAGCAUACCUGUCAAUCCAUACGGUUUGCCCGUAACAUAAAAAAAGUGUCUCCCUUGUGUUGGGAUUUUGCAGGAUGAACGUUGAGAUUUAUAAGGGCACGGGGUGACCAAUAAGGUCUGAAAUGGUCUGUAAUAAGGUCGGCACUGGUAAGGGGUUGACAGGUAUGAAACAGUCUCCAAUAAAGUUUGUAAUGUUAGAUUUUUCAGACGCGUGUGUGUUCUCGGCAGUGCAGCGGUGUUUUCACUCAAACAUUAAAGAAAUGACCAGACAUCCCAAACAGAUCCAGAAAAAAAACGAGACUCGGUGUGACUGGGUCAAUAUUUUGUUCAAGUUAUUUAAAUUGCAAGAGUGCCUCGCUGCUCAAUGAGGCGGCACUCCUCUUAUCCAUUGGUCCUGAAUUAAUGUUGGGAAAUUACACAUUCCUAUGACGAGAGACUUGUCAAAGGAACAACCACCGUUGAAUUCAAUUGCGCUGAAUUUUAUCGCGUCCCGCAACGAUCACGAUGGCUGGUUCGUACCGCUGUCUAUAAUCUAAUGGUUAUUGUCGUUAACGACUCGGAAUUACUUUCAGAGAAUUGAAAACAAGUGGAUUCUCGAACAUGCUCGGGUUAAUGACAAUUCAAGCUUCAGAAAGGUUAAGUGUUGGGCUCGAGACGAGGUGACAAGUCAUGCCGAGAACGGCUUAUUGGCGAUGCUAAAUAAUAGCGGCAGCCAAGAAAUGGAACGUGUCCGAGAAGACGGUGGACCGGGGAGAUGGGGAGACGAAAUCGGCACGGUGGAUUAUUAACAUCGCAGGACCGAGAAGGCGAUGGUUGUGGAGGCCUUCAUUCAGCAGUGGAUUGACCGUGACCGAUGUUGAUUCAGGAUGGGAGAACCCCCCCGCCGAGCUCGGCUGACACCUGGCGGCCACGGGGCCCCAAAUCCCAGUCACGGGCGAUCGGUCGGGCCGCGUUCGCGACGUUUUAAUCAAUCCCGAGUUGUUAAUUGGAUUACAUGCGUACGUACAAACAAACAAAAACAACGCGCUCGUAAGUAUUCGAUGUAAAGGGAUUAAUUAUAGGUUGAUUCGUUAGUCGUUUCGUCGAUUCGUAGCGACGUAAAGGGGCCAGGGAGGCCUGGGGCCUGUGAUUGCCGAGGGUUCCCUCCCGAGUCGGAUAGCGACGCCGCCUGCCCUCGGCGUCGCCCUACCCCCGGCGAGAAUCUAGGCAAGGGCGAGGCUUCAGACGCAGCGGCGGUCUCGUCUCAUCACGGGUAAUUCCGGUUGUAUUUAAUACGGUUUUUGUAAUAAUAAAAAUAAUUAAGGGCUGCUUCAUUUCGUUUGUUUUACAAAAAUCGUCGUUUGCUGGAGCUGUCGUGUGAGGCCCUCGCUCUGGGGUUUUCAUCAAACUUAUAGCACGAGGGGCCUCUGCGUUUGGUAACUUUGAGGCUCGGGUUUUCGGGCACGAAGCCACGGGUUAACUAUAACUCAGGUUAUCUUACUCUUUGUUUUUUUGGGGUUAAAGUCACGUAGGUAUAAAAUAAAAAAAAUCACGACGUUUCUUUUAAAACAGUCUGCCUCGGCAGCAAGACCAUCGCUUUCCCCACCUGAUGACGACGGGACGCUUGUGUUGCGCCCGAAACGUCGCGAUUUAUUAAAAAAAAUUUACUACCCGCGCGACUUUACCGAAAGAACCAAAGAGCCUCCUGGAUUCCUGCAGUCACGAAAGCCUCAAGUCCAGGUCAUCUUCCCCUUUAGUAUCGUGUUAGAAACGCGGUCCAGGGAUACUUUCAGAGGUGGCCUUUAGCCUCCCCCAGGAGUUGGGAACGCGGCCGCCGAGUUUGCGUCCCCUGCAGGUGUUUGGAUGGAUCGCUGCACAGCUGGACAGCGAGGGAUUUGGGAAUGCCAUCAUCCAGCAGUGGAACGAUCAUGGCUGUUCGACUCUUCACCCGAUUUAACCUUAAUGUAUGUUGGGAUUGUGCGAGGGUUGAGGUUAUGAACCCAGGGUUUACGCCACGCGCAGUUUAGCACCGUUCUAAACAGUUGAGCCGAAUCGGAAGCCAACUUGAGAUGCACAUUCUCAACAUCUGGCUGCUCUAAAGAAACUCCGUUGUUUUACAAAGUGGUAUUAAUGAAGAUGGAAAAACGUCCACCGUCAGCAUCGAGGUCGGCUAUCCUGUUUUACAUUUGCCCUGAAGAUCUGUUCUGGUGGAGCAAAGUCUACAAAUCGGGGAAGUGAGACAUGGACAGGGUAAAGCUGAUCGACUUCACUCCGGCCAGCGCAGCUACCGAGCGCUGGUGCGACGGUGAGGCACGGGCAAGGGGCGAGAAGGAGACGCUCGUCCCACGCCAGGUCAUCAGUGGCACCGAGGCCAGGAGCUUCUACGAGCACCUCCUGGCUGCAGACUCAGCACAGACGACACCUGCAGAGCUCCCGGAGAACAAACUGCGAAGACAGCAGAGGCGUGAGAGGAGGCGUGAGAGGAGGCGCGAAAAGGACACACCGAUAGUUGGGCAGCGAGACACCGGCAGAGCAGUGACCCCAGCUGAGCGGCAGAGAGCCGGGCACCGGCUGCUCAAGUGCGCGCAGCUCGGUGAUGUCGAGGGCCAACGUCAGGUGCUGGCAGAGGGGCUCUGCGACGCCACCUUCAGGGACUCCUUUGGCUGGACGGCGCUCAUGUGUGCAGCGCACGCCGGGCACAUAAAUGCUGUGCGGAUGCUGCUAGAGGAGGGCGGGGAGGAGCAGCGGCACGAUGAGGCACUGAGGCUGGCGAGCGGGCAAGGGCACGGGCACGUGGAGGUCGCGCUGCGGGACCUGGCGGGGAUCAAGGAGAGGGAGCGUGCCGAGCUGGAGCGCGCACGACAGGAGGCGGCUCGCAGACGGUGGUGUGAGAUUUGCGCCGCCGAAUGCUGCGACGCGCCCGGCUCGCGGCACGAGGCCAGCACUGUGCACCUGCUGAGCCGUGACGCGCCGCUGCCGCCCACACACUACCACAUCCCCGAGAGCAGCGUGGGCUUCCGGCUCAUGCUGCGUGACGGCUGGGACAAGGAGACCGGCCUGGGCCCCGAUGGGAAGGGCCGCAAGUUCCCCAUUAAAACAGUGCUCAAGCGCGACCUCACUGGCCUGGGCUUCAAGCGCGACCUCCCAGCCCGCGUCACGCACUUCUCGGCGCAUGACGAGGAUGCUGUUCGCAGGGCCCAGGGGCCCCAGCCGCCUGUGAGCCGCAUAGAGCGAGCGGCAACAUUGGGCCGGCGGGCAGCGAGCAGGCAGGAGGCGCGGGCACGGGACUGGGAGAGAGAUCUGCGGAGUUACAUGAACACCGACUGAUGAGGAUGGCAAGCUAGUGUUGAAUGAACAUGGUGUGUGUGGAAAAUGUCUGUGGACCCCAUAGCAGUGGUGUCGUGGUUAUUGUACUGCGCAUACUUCACACACUGCCUGAGAUUGAUUCUUGUGCCAUACCAUGCGUGGAACGUGUUCUGAAAAUGGCUUGGGCUUCAGCUAGGUCGCUAUUACAGUAAAAUAAGUAUCUCGGUUGUGAACAGCAAUACUAGGGAGACAAAAGCAGCUGGUGUAUAUGGUGCUGGUAAACCAAGUGCUGUAUAAAAAUCAUACCUUUGUGUGCAGUGUUGCUGUAAUAGUUGCCCCCUAAACGUACUACACCCUGAUGUUUGUUUUUGUCAUUGUCAUUUUUGAUACAGCUUCUGUGCACAAAUUGUUCUACAAAUGUUCAGACCGCUCAGCUAAAAUGUAAAUUUGAUUUCAAAAUAACCCUUGUAUUCCAGUAUUUUUUUUGGGAAUGACGCACAUGUUGGCAUCAUUUGCUUGCAGCACACUAACGUUUUGACAGUGGUGCGCACUGUCGAACAGCAGGCCUGAUGUAGCAAAAUUCUCCAGCACAUCAAACAUUUCUUACAAAACUCUGUUAUGGUGAUUCCUAAAGCAGCCUGCGGUAUAUUUUGCCGUGAGCGCCCGUGUUGACGUUCAUACAGAUACAGAACAUUAUUCAAUGUGGAGACGAGUCGGGCCCGCGUGGUUUUGUAAGCACAGAUGCUGGGAGAUUGGGGCUGGCUUCGUGAUGUGUGCAAUCGUCUCUUUCAGCCAGUGACAACACCAUGGUUCAUGUUGCCAUCAUGAAAGAGUCAACCAAGUCCUUUUUUAAAACAAUUCCAGUGAGGGUCUGGAACAAAAACCAGGACGAUGUUUUAAUCACAAUAGUAAAUAUAUUAUGUGCAUGUUCCAAUGCUGCUAAGAUUAAUUUACAUGGUUUAUGGUGAACUCGGUGAGAGCUGAUUGAGACGGUGACCCAAAUAAUUUUUUGUGGAAACUGAUGUUCUUGUUUUUUGGCAAUACAAAUUCCAACUUUAUAGAUAAGUGGCUGUGUUAUUUUUGUUACCCAAAACAUGAAUAAAGGUCAUCAUUACAUAAGGGAGAUGGGGGUAAAGAUAUCAUCGGAUGCAUGUAAAGACACAUGGCUGCUAUCAUAUUAUAAUUGCUGUAACCUGUAUGAGUUAUAUUCAUUAUGUAGUGGUCAGUAAUAUAAUCUUUAAAAUCACAUUAA
Messenger RNA from Petromyzon marinus (sea lamprey), 5459 nucleotides. It is a transcript of the gene GPANK1, whose product is annotated as G-patch domain and ankyrin repeats 1. Gene Ontology annotation, molecular function: protein binding; nucleic acid binding. The record is from RefSeq and is a predicted model, not a curated record. NCBI's taxonomy places the organism in Eukaryota, Metazoa, Chordata, Hyperoartia, Petromyzontiformes, Petromyzontidae.